Molecule: messenger RNA, 987 nt
Organism: Leishmania braziliensis MHOM/BR/75/M2904
Lineage: Eukaryota; Euglenozoa; Kinetoplastea; Trypanosomatida; Trypanosomatidae
Product: long chain polyunsaturated fatty acid elongation enzyme-like protein
Exons: 1
Coding region: 1-987 (328 amino acids)
Biological process (GO): fatty acid elongation, monounsaturated fatty acid; sphingolipid biosynthetic process; very long-chain fatty acid biosynthetic process
Cellular component (GO): endoplasmic reticulum membrane
Molecular function (GO): fatty acid elongase activity
Source: RefSeq, a predicted model, not a curated record
AUGAUUUCUAUCGAGCGGGCAGAGAAGAUCGCGGCAGCGAUCGAGCUGCCUGACUGGGUCCUGAGAAUGUCUGCAUCACUCAUGUACAGCUGCUUUGGGCCCUUUGUGGACGCUUUUGAGAGGAGUGUCAAGAUGUACUGCUCGGCGCAGUACGCAUUUGUGGAGUCGUGGAUGCACGCGCACGCCCAUCCGUUCGCGAAGCGCCUGCCCUACCUGAACCCAUGGCACGGUGUCGCCUCGAUACUAGCCUACCUCUGCCUCAUCCUCGCCUUUCGCGUGUUGUGUCCGUUCCUCAGCAAGCUCUCGUGCCGCAGUCUUGGGUUGGUGCACAACCUCGGGCUCCACCUUCUCUCCUUGUAUAUGUGCCUUGGCCUCCUGAUCAGCGCGCGCGCCGCAGGGUACUCGCUCUGGAACAAUGCGGCCGGCACCUCGCCGGCUGAGUGGCGCAUCGCGAAGCUCAUCUGGCUAUUCUACGUCUCGAAGGUGGUGGAGUGGUUGGACACGGUAAUCAUGCUGUUAAAGCAGAAUCACCACCAGGUGACCUUCCUGCAUGUGUACCACCACUCGACCAUUUUUGUGCUGUGGUGGUUGGCGACACUGGCCGCUCCGGCCGGCGAGUCGUACUACAGCGCCAUGGUAAACUCUGGCGUCCACGUUGUCAUGUACGGCUACUACUUUCUUACGCUACUUUUCCCAACCGGCAGCAUCCGCAACGUCUUGAACAGGUUCAAGUUCGUCAUUACGAAAGGCCAAAUGUGGCAGUUCUUCUUCAACUGUCUACAGUCGGCGUACGACCUUGUGUGGGUGCCGCGGGAGAAUCUCAAGUAUAGCCCCGCCCUGCUGCAGCUCCUCCUGUGGUACAUGAUCUCUCUCCUGGCGCUUUUUGGCAAUUUCUUGGUAAAGAGCAAGAAGAAGCCCUUGCGCCACCACCACGUUGAUGCUGCGACCGCUUCAGCCGCAAAAAGGGACAGGGCGGCGAAGUCGUAG